Messenger RNA from Talaromyces rugulosus, 1443 nucleotides. RefSeq lists its product as uncharacterized. Lineage: Eukaryota; Fungi; Ascomycota; Eurotiomycetes; Eurotiales; Trichocomaceae. Gene Ontology annotation, biological process: COPI coating of Golgi vesicle. The transcript is spliced from 6 exons. Bases 1 to 1443 code for a protein of 480 amino acids. Gene Ontology annotation, molecular function: GTPase activator activity. The record is from RefSeq and is a predicted model, not a curated record.
AUGAGUGCCACCAAGGCGCAGUCUCAAAAGAUUUUUGAGAAAUUAAAGACAAAGCCGGCGAACAAAUUAUGCUUUGACUGCAACUCCAAAAACCCGACGUGGUCGUCGGUGCCCUUUGGUAUCUACCUGUGUCUGGACUGCUCAUCCCAUCACCGGAACCUCGGUGUCCACAUUUCCUUCGUUCGUUCGACUACUCUAGACCAAUGGCAAUGGGAGCAGCUUCGAAUGAUGAAAAUGGGUGGCAAUGAAUCCGCCACCAAGUUCUUCCAGUCGCACGGAGGCUCGGCGGCUUUGGCGAGCAAAGACCCAAAGGUCAAAUAUGGAUCGAAUGCUGCUACCAAGUAUAAGGAAGAGCUCAAGCGAAGAGCUGCUUUGGAUGCGAAGGAGUUUCCUGGAGAGGUUGUUAUCAACGAUGUCUCUAGUACCCCCGGUGAUGGCGCCGAAACUCCGGCCGGUGAACCCCAGGACGACUUCUUUUCUUCGUGGGAUAAGCCUGCUAUCAAACGUCCAAGCAACCCACCGUCACGAGUCGGGACUCCCUCGAAUGCUAGCCGCACUGCAUCCCCCUUCUUGAACGCAGGCACGAACGCAAAUGGAAUACGACCCAAGUCACCUCUGACGGACGAUAAGGAUGGUUCAUCGCCUCCUCCAACCGCAGUACGGACAGGUAGCGUUGUUCGAAAGGGUCCUACAGGCGCUGGCGCCAAGAAGGGUAGCAUUUUGAGUUCCAAGAAGACGCAAAAGCUGGGCGCCAAAAAAGUAGCAAGUGCCGAUGUCAUUGAUUUUGACGAGGCUGAGCGCAAAGCCAAGGAGGAGGCCGAUCGCAUAGAAAAGCUUGGAUACGACCCAGAGGCCGAAAAAGCCGAGGCGGAAGCUAAGGAAAAGGCAACCGCCACCAAGAUCGCAUCUCCCACUCCUAUCAGCCCUAGCCAGGCUAGCUUUGGCGCCACAAGUAAGGCUCCCGAGAGAAGUUCUGCCGAUGUGGAACGUCUUGGGAUGGGAAUUGGUCGUCUAGGGUUCGGGCAAGUGUCUAAGCCGGCUGUCGCAAAGAAGCCGGGAUUCGGUGCUGUUGCACCCCAACGCUCGGCUGCUGAUGAUGCAGAAUUGGACCAGACGAGGACUCGAUUUGGUACUCAGAAGGGCAUUUCGUCUGACGAAUACUUUGGCCGCGAUAAAUUCGACCCUUCAGCACAAUCCGAAGCCAAGUCCCGCUUGCAAAACUUUGAGGGUGCCAGUGCUAUCUCUAGCAACGCCUAUUUUGGUCGUCAGGAAGAGGAGUAUCCUCCUAUUGACGACGGAUAUGGUGACCUUGAGACCGCCGCCAAGGACUUUGUUCGCCGCUUCGGCGUUACCGCUGGUGAUGAUUUGGAAAACCUGACGCAGGUACUAGGCGAUGGUGCCACUAAAUUGCAAGGCGCCAUCCGUAGCUAUCUGAACAGCUAG